This is a messenger RNA of Cooperia oncophora, 636 nucleotides long. The record is from the annotation of a GenBank genome assembly. Lineage: Eukaryota; Metazoa; Nematoda; Chromadorea; Rhabditida; Trichostrongylidae.
AUGUCGGAUCGCCUUUGCAUAGCUACCAAUGGAACCGUGAAGGUAACUCUCUCCGCAGACGACAUCAUGACAUGCUGCACAAGUUGUAGUCUCGGCUUCGGUAGUGGGUGUGAUGGAGGUUCUAUUUAUGACGCUUUCAAGUACUUUGUAAGCGAUGGUGUUGUCACGGGAGGAGAUUAUGGUAGUAUGUAUGGUUGUCGUCCAUACGAGAUAGAACCAGAUAUCUCUCAGCUCAGUAACAAUUCCUACAAGACUUCAAUCCUCUCGAGUACUCCGCCAUGCCGACAGGCCUGCCAACUAGGAAUAGACGCCUUCAAACUACCAGCAUCCCAGAGUGCUAUUCAGAGAGAAAUCAUGAAGAAUGGACCGGUGGUCGCCAUUUUCAACGCUUACCAGGACUUCUCCUACUACGCCGGAGGAAUCUAUAAGUACACUGGUGGCGGUUUUGUGGGCAACCAGGCCGUGAAAGUAAUUGGAUGGGGAAAAGAAGGUGACACGCCCUAUUGGCUCAUGGUUAACUCGUGGGGCAACACCUGGGGAGAGAAAGGUCUUUUCCGCAUGAUUCGUGGAGUCAACGAGUGCAACGUAGAACAAUGGAUGUCUACUGGGCACGUCGGCGACGGCAAAAAAGCCUAA